This is a messenger RNA of Coffea eugenioides, 2857 nucleotides long. Its product is annotated as probable serine/threonine-protein kinase WNK3. Gene Ontology annotation, biological process: protein phosphorylation; intracellular signal transduction. The transcript has 8 exons. Gene Ontology annotation, molecular function: ATP binding; protein serine/threonine kinase activity. The record is from RefSeq and is a predicted model, not a curated record. The coding region runs from base 337 to 2262 and encodes 641 amino acids. Lineage: Eukaryota; Viridiplantae; Streptophyta; Magnoliopsida; Gentianales; Rubiaceae. Gene Ontology annotation, cellular component: cytoplasm.
CUCCACCUCACUUGUUAUACACGUUUCUUCUUCCCCUUUAUUUAUCUGAUUUAUUCUGAACAAGAUAUAAAUACGUAGUUCAAAUGGGAUUCCUAUACGUACUAUAAAAAUUCGAUCUUUUUCUGUAAUCAGUCCAAAUUUGUCGAAUUUACUGUUGAAAUUUGAGUUUCCUAAGUGGAUUUUGAUUGAAUUUGGAUUUUGGAGUUGAAUUCCUCCAGUUGAUCUGAGUUUUUUGUCUUUUUGGGGUUAAAAGGGUUUGCGUUAUUUGCUCCAGAUAGAGAGAAAAAUCUUUCAUUUGGUUGAUUUGAUUGGAUUGAACUCCAGCUAACUGAGACAAUGGCCCAGGAUUCUGCCUCGGAGCAAGACCCGGAUGAGUCUGAUGUUGAACCCGAAUUUGUUGAGGUGGAUCCUUCUGGUCGAUAUGGGCGGUACAAGGAAAUAUUGGGGAAAGGAGCAUUCAAGAAAGUAUAUAGAGCGUUUGAUGAACUGGAAGGGAUUGAAGUGGCAUGGAAUCAAGUGAAGGUGUCUGAUCUUUUAAGGAAUAAGGACGAUAUGGAGCGUUUGUAUUCAGAAGUUCAUUUGCUAAAAACCCUCAAGCACAAGAACAUUAUCAAGUUUUACAACUCAUGGGUCGAUUCUAAGCAUGAGAAUAUUAACUUCAUUACAGAGAUUUUCACUUCCGGGAAUUUACGACAGUACAGGAAGAAACAUAAAAAUGUUGAUUUACGAGCAUUGAAGAAGUGGUCUAGGCAGAUAUUAGAAGGGCUUUUUUACCUCCACAGUCAUGAUCCACCAGUUAUACAUCGGGAUUUGAAAUGUGAUAACAUUUUUGUUAAUGGAAACCAAGGAGAGGUGAAAAUUGGUGACUUGGGACUUGCUGCUAUCCUACAACAGGCUCGGUCAGCUCACAGUGUCAUAGGCACUCCUGAGUUCAUGGCACCAGAAUUGUAUGAGGAGGAAUAUAAUGAGCUGGUAGAUGUAUAUGCAUUUGGGAUGUGCUUGUUAGAAUUGGUGACGUUUGAGUAUCCCUAUGUUGAAUGCUCUAAUGCUGCCCAGAUAUUUAAGAAGGUUACAUCAGGAAUCAAGCCAGCAUCAUUAACAAAAGUAAAGGAUCCUGGAGUUAGAGAGUUUAUUGAAAAGUGUAUUGCAAAAGUUUCUGAUCGGCUGUCUGCCAAAGAACUAUUGUUGGACCCUUUUCUCCGAUCUGAUGAUGAUGGUGGAAGUAUAGGUCGAUCCUUGCAUCCCACUCCCCAAGAUGGAAAUAGUCGUCAUUCUGAUGGUGGUCAAUUUCCGAAGGAGCACAUCCCCGAGGGAAGUCGAGAUUUCACUGUGCAGGGUCAAAGGAAAGACCAGAAUACAAUAUUUUUGAAAUUAAAAAUUGCAGACUCCACAGGUAAUAUUCGCAAUAUCCAUUUUCCAUUUAACAUCGAGGUGGAUACUGCAGCAGCUGUUGCUAGUGAAAUGGUUGAAGAGCUAGACUUAACAGAUCAAGAUGUCUCAGCAAUUGCAGAGAUGAUUGAUACUGAAAUUCGGUCAUAUAUUCCAGAUUGGGCACCCCAAGAAAAUUCCAGCAGUUAUAGUGGUGAAGUUACAAUGUCAGAUAGUGGCACCUUCGAAGUUCAGGCUGGUGCUUCCCCCUCUAUAAAUGAAUGUGUUAGUUCUCCUGGCUUAGUUUUGGAAAGACUGCCUUCAGGCCGUAAAUAUUGGUCUGAUUCACCCAAAACUGUGGGUGGAAGCUCUCCCCUUGGACCACGGCCUUCGAAUUUGUCAGGGUCAGACUCAACAACUCCUGGAGGCAGCUGGACUGAAGAAAAUGAGCUCUCACCUGAUAGCCAUAAUUAUCACUGCAAUUCAGAUGUUUCUGAGAAUGAGACUGAACCUGAUGAUAAUGUGAAAGAAGAUGAAGCUUCCAAACUCCAUCAUGCACCCUCUGAUGAAACUGAUCAUUCUGCAGAUUUCCAUUCAGCCAAUGGGCCGCCUCAUCUGUUGGAUGUUAAUGAUUCAGUUAGUGGUUGCUCCCCUGAUUUGAGAAUAAUUGAAGAGAAACUUGAGCAGCUUCUGGUUGAGCAAAAAAAUGAGCUAGAUGAACUUAGAAGAAAGCAUGAAGUGGCUGUCUUAGAUCUUCUGAAAGGCCUACCUCCAGAUACUUGUUCUAGAAUUCUCAGUAACUGCGAUUUGAAGAUCUCUGACUACAAAUUGCAAUAUGAUACAUAUGGUUCAGCCAAAAGUUCUACAUAUCCAGUCUCCCGCUGGCCGAUGUAAGUGUUGCAGUCUUACUUUCCCAACUCACCUGUGGAUAAUAAUGUGGAUUGCUCUUCGAUUGCACCAUUCAUCUACUCAUCCUUGAAGGUUUUGAGAUAUUCCAGAAUGCUAAGGCACCAUGUUUCAGGGAAAUAUCACAAGCACACAACCGUAUCUGAAAACCGUAAUUGUGGGCUUAUUUCUAGAUACAGCUUCAGAGCAGUCAAGUGGAAUUUCAAUUCUGGCACUGGUAUUGCAGCAAUUUGUUCUGAUGAUGUGCUGGAAUAAAAGCUUGUGGGCAAGGUCUGCAUCCAUCACUCCAUCUCUCGCAGAAAUGUAGAUGGUCAUAUGCUGCUGUGAGAUGAGGUGCGGAGUUAACUGAAACUUGUAAAUCUUUGUAUAAGGGUUCAUUACAUUUCGUUUGAUUUAAUCUAAUUAUAAUUUACAUUCCAUUCACACGCAUAUAAUGUUUCUGAAUGUCAAAUCACAGAUAAAACAGGUGAUUGAUUUUUUCUCUUAUGAUUUGUAUACUUGUAAAUAUGGACAUGACAUUCAUUCCCGAAAUGUUGUGCUGUCGAAUAAUGUUUUUAAUAUAAAUGUUGUUUGUUUCUCUUAA